Molecule: messenger RNA, 531 nt
Organism: Aethina tumida (small hive beetle)
Lineage: Eukaryota; Metazoa; Arthropoda; Insecta; Coleoptera; Nitidulidae
Exons: 2
Coding region: 61-504 (147 amino acids)
Source: RefSeq, a predicted model, not a curated record
GAUAAUUUUAUUGGUGUCAGUUGUUGAGAUAAAUGCAUUCAAUCAAGUACUUUAAGUAAUAUGACUACAGCACCUGUGAUUUCACCAUACAUCGGUUGUUGGAUCGAAUCGAAUUGCUUAGUUCCUGGUGCGUACCAUGUGGGUACCGGCCACGGCAAAGAUGUAUACAUCAUUCGGGCCCAUUUUAAUGGUGCAACAUUGUCAGGCAAGUACGUUCACAAUUACGGAGCUUUCGUAGCUUGGGGUGGACAAGAACACAGAAUGUCGCAGUUCGAAAUGUUGUGUCACUCACAAUUGAAAUGGGCAAAUUGUUAUGGUAGUAUGGUUCCUCAAAAUGCUUUUGUUGGCGGAAUAAGUGAAACCGGAGAACAAUUGUACAUCGGAAAAUGUUACCACGAGGGGAAUAUCGUUGUAGGAAAAGUGCAAAGAAGUCACGGAGUUUUGUACUAUCCAUGGAGAGGUCGCGAGUAUAAUACCAAAUCGUUUGAAAUUUUGGUUGUCUAAAUGUAAAAUUUAAUAAAUAAAGCUAAG